GUCAGCCAAGAUGACCCAGCAGAUGCGAGAGCCUCACCCCCCCACCAGGAAGGCGGCCAGCUUGUCCUCCCCCAGCGCAGCGCGCCGCCUCUACAGGAACCUGUCGGGGAAGUUCCGCGUGGGCUCAGCCGGCCCGGGGCUGGAGGACAGCGUGGUCUCCGGCCGCGGCGACAAGGAACGCCUACGCAAGUCCACCAUGUUCCAGAGUAACGAGGCCCUGUUCGAGGCGGUGGAGCACCAGGAGAUGGACCUGGUGCAGCUGUUGUUGUCUCAGUACAGCCUGGAGGAACUGGACCUGAACCCCAACAGUGAGGGCCUCUUGCCCCUGGACAUAGCCAUCAUGACCAACAACGUCCCUAUGGCCAAGCUGCUCCUGCGCGCUGGGGCCAAGGAGAGCCCUCACUUCGUGAGCCUGGAGGGCCGGGCGAUGCACCUGGCCACGCUGGUCCUGGAGGCGGAGCAGCGCGUGGAGGCCCUGAAGGCUCAGGUGCGGAGCGAGGGCCCCGGGGAGCGGGAGGACUCGGACCGGGAGAGGCAGCUGAAGGCCUGGGAGUGGAGACACCGGCUGUUCAGACGCAUGCAGACGGGCUUCCAGCACGCCGGUCCUCCGGAGGCUCCCAGUAGUGUCCGUCUGUCUGUCAGCAGCAGCACCAGCCUCAGGGUGGACUACCUGGAGCCCCUCAGUGUCAACUCAGCUGUGGUCACCAAGUACAAGGUGGUCUGGAGCAUCUCUCCAUCCUUCAGUCCUCUCCUGGGAGAGCUGCUGUUGGAGGACACCAGUGUGUUACAGUGCAACAUCACAGGCCUCACUCCGGGGACUUACUACUACGUCCAUGUGUCUGCAUACAACAUGAAGGGCUGGGGCCCCCCCCAAAUCUCCACCCCUUCCUGCGCCACCCCCUCCAGUUGGAGGGAGAUCGACGGACGUGCGCCGCGCCAGCGAGGCCAGAAGGAGGCGCUGGACCGGCUGCUGGGACAGAUCAAAGAAGAGCAUCACCACUGUUUGUGCCACGAGCAAUGCAAAGCACCGCCACAUGUCAGAAAACACUCCGUAUCCAAAAGCCUUCGCCAUCUCUUCCAACCCACCAGCAAGUUUGUCAAAAGCUUGAAAAGGGGCCUGUAUCUGACCACCAUCCUCUACAGAGAUGACAACAUCCUGGUGACCCCUGAGGACCAGAUCCCAGUGGUGGAGAUAGACGACUCCUACUCCAGCUCUCUCAUGCAGGACUUCCUGUGGUUUACUAAGGUGUCCUACCUGUGGGAGGAGAUCCCCUGGCUCCAGCAGUGCCUCAUCCCUUCCCAGUCCUCCUGCUCCUGCACCCUGCAGACACGCCUCAAGAUGCUGCAGGCCGUGUUGCACCUGCAGGGCAUGCUGGGAACCCAGGACCUGGGACAGGUGUAUUUUGAGCCAAUCAAAGACAAGCACGGCAACGCCCUGCUGGUGUUGAUACGAGACAUGAGCGUCUGUCCACCUCUGGAGGGGGUGCGUUGGACGCAGCUGUGCAAGCUCCAGCUCCAACGCAAGUCCAUAUCCUCCCCGGAAGAGCCCACUGCUCUGGACAUGCUGCUCAUCACCCUCCACGAGAAGCUGGCCUUCCACAGACGGAGCCGGAAGCUGCUGUCGCCAGGCCUGUACCUGGGCUACCUGAAGCUCUGCAGCUCCGUGGAUCAGAUCCGAGCCCUAGUCCCCCAGAAGCUGCCCAACGUUCUGUGUCACACCAAGAUACGAGACAACUGCAAUGUUUCCAGGGAGGAGUGGCAGUGGUUGCAGGCCCUGGCCUCGCUAGACGAGUCUCUGGAGAUGGACCAGGAUGUGCAGAGCGCUCCACACCGCCUCCUCCAGGACCUCCGCAGCGCUGCCAAGGACCUCAUGGCCCACAUGAACAUCCCCGUCAGCCAGGCGCAGGACUUCCGUGUUUACAGCCAGGAGGUGUUGGAGUUUGGGGAGAAGGUGUCCUUUCUCCUGCUUCUACCCCCCUCAGAUGACGUGUGCACGGCCCCGGGGCAGAACAACCCCUACAGCCCUCGCUCCGGCUUCCUCACCCUGCCCCUGCAGAUCUUUGAGCUGGUCCACUUUGACGCCUACAGCCCCAGCUUCAUGGGACAGUACUGCAGGGUGUCUGCCCUGCUGGAGCUGGAGUCGCUCAUGGCCCAGCAGACCCUGAGAGAAGCCUUCUCUGAGGCCGAACUCAACGCCGCCAAGCAGAAACACCAGAAGGUCCAGGAGCAGAUACAGCACAUGGAGGAGAUCUGGCGCGAGGCUCGCUGGAUCAUGGACGCCCUGCAGUACGCCCGCUACAAGCAGCCCACGGGAGGCAUCUCCCUGGCCUGGAUCAUAGAUUUCUCCAAGGACGUGGUGCCCGACAAGCCUCACUCCACCUCCUCACAGCCAGACUACCUGCCCUCCCCCAUGCCCUCGCCAGAGCCCUGCCGCAAACACUCAGACCACGGGCUCUCCGACGAAGAGGUCUCGUCCGAGGUCUUCCUCACCACUGACAGCGACUACGACUCCAGCCGUGCCCAGAGUCCCCGCGAGCUGGACCUUCUCCCCUCCUCGCCCAUCUCCUCCUCCUCCUCCGCCCCGCCCGAGACUCCCGGUUACCUGCGUAGCGACGGAGGAUGUGGGGGAGGAGCCCUGAGCGACACCACCCCCGACGUCCUCCAGGCCUCGGACCCCCAGCCGGGCCCGGGGGAGCGGGUCGGUGGGGGGGAGAGGUGCAGGAGCAGGGGGGGCGGAGCUCUGGAGCUCUUCGACAGUGACUUCAUCCUCCCGAGCCGGCAGAUCGAGCUGCUACGCAUCACGGAGAAGCGGCAGGCCUUCUGCGUCCGGACCAGCAGCCUGGAGUUCCCCUCCGCCCCCCACCCCGCCUCCUCCUCCUCCCAGCCUUCCUCCUACACCGUCUCCCCCUCGCCCCCCUCCUCCCCCCGACGCCGCUGGCCGCGCCCCUCCUCCGUGGACCGCUGCUGCCCCGCCGAGCGAUGCCAGCCUCCCCCUCCGCCCGCCCGCACCCUGUCGGAGGACAGCGGCACCCAGAGGCUGUCGUCGCCCUCGCCAGGCCCGCACAGGAGAGGCUGGCACGCCACGCUGAGAGUCUACCCCCAGUACCGCACGGGCCUUCCCAAGGAGACCAGCGUCAAGCUGCGGGUCACCCGGGACACGUCGGCGCGGGAAAUGGUGCAGCUGGUGGUGCAGGAGAUGAACGCCGUCUCCCGGCGUCUCCUGGGGGCCCAGGAGCAGGGCGUGUACAGCCAGGAGCAGCUGCAGCACUUCGGCCUGGUGCUGGUGGUGGAGGACAGGGAGAAAUGGCUACAGGACGACUUCUGCCCCUUGGAGCUCCAGAACCCCUGGCUGAGGGGCAAGCUGUGCGUCCGCAUCAAAGAGUACUCCCCGCUGGCACUCAAGCACAGCCGGGCGACCACCGUGUGAAGGCCGGGGGGGGGGGGGGGGGGGUUGGAGAGGUGUGGUCGAAGGUGGGACCUUGGGGAGUGCAGUAUAGACUACUGUGUUGACUUUGGUGAGACUUUUCAUGCAAGCUAAAAGGGGAGGGGCGGUUGGGGGCAGCUUGAAAUGAACAGGAGCUGGACCUUCUAUCUGUCUCCCCUCAACCUUAACCCCUGUUGCCGUGGUUCCCCUGGUCGUCGUUCUACUGUUCACCACUGUAGCUACAGAGCCUAGAUGGUUUUUAAGUUGUUCUGUUGUUUUUCAUAAAUGCUGCUUUGAGAUUCUUGUUUCCUACAAAGUCUCUUCACCGACAUGCGGAUUUCCUCCCAUAGUUCCCUGGGCUUUCUCUGCAACUAUACAUCGUCAUCUGGACACCAAAUGACCAACAGAAGAGUGGAAAAAGCCUUUUCACCUGUCAGACGGCCCACAGCGCGAGGGGACGUGACCGUGAGGAAGAUGGAUGUCACGCCGCCGCGCCGCCUCUGCCGGCUGCCAGCACAUUGAGCAGGGGCGUACGCCUGCCAGAAUGACACGGGCACGCAGACAUGGCUUUUCCUACGAGCGCGUCCAGCGAGCCGUUCCAAAAGCUGUUGGCUCGGGAGCCGGACAUGCCGACGUUCCCGGGACGCGGGCCCUGGAGCGCUCCCACCAGGCGGGAAACAGGAAGGAGGGCUGGCGUCGACGCUGGGAAGACACUGAAGCUGCUCGACGAUUCGACCUUUCUGCCCCCCGCUCACCCUGCGCUGGCUGGCUGCUCUAUUCUCCCUGGUAACUCAGGGGCCAGGAACAAAUAGACAGAGAGAGAGACUGAGAGAGAGAGACUGAGACAGAGAGACUGAGAGCGAGAAAGAGAGAGAGAGAGAAAGAGAGAGAGUUUUCGUGGGAUCCUGGCACUUACAUUCCUCUGUUUCCCAUCUGUCCUGAGAGGAACGAAUACUUAGUUUAUUGGAGUUUCUGGCCACUGCAGACGUCAUCCUCAUCCAGAGCAGAAACCAGAAACAACAUCCGCGCUCUGGAUCCAAACGAAACCCAGACAGACCGAACGGAACCAGGAAAGAAGAGCAAUACUUCACCUCCGAGUGGUUUUCCUUCCUUCGCUUGAGUUUACUGAGUGACUGGAAACGCUCGUGUUGUAGAUAUGCCAGGUUUUGGAAGGGGAGUCCAAAGUACUUUAGUGUUGCUGUGCUUACUGUUAGACUAAAACCAGUGCGGUGUUUCUUUUGUGUUUCUAAAGCCAGUUGUAUCCCAGGCACAGCUGCUGCAGGUGUUGUUAUCUUCCAGUGUAGGGGCUCCCUGUCUGUGCAGUGCUGUACUAAGUAGGAUGGAUACACAAUGGCUCCAGAUUUCUGUUGACCCCAAUUAUGUUAGUAGCUUAUCAAAACUGUAGCAUGUGGGAGGUCAGUAAAAUGCCAAAUCACUCCCCAGUUCUAUUUUAUUUCUGGUCUCUAUAACUUUAUUUGACAUCUUAAUCAGGAAGGCCUGCAACUGACACUUUUCCUGAAAAACAGCAAUGCACUGUCCCCACCCCUGAUGUAAUGUUGUACCCUGAACAUGUUUUACAUAAUAUCUUGGUUUCAUAUAGGCUUGUCCUGAUGACACCUUCCAAAUGAGUUUAGUAAGACAUUUCUGACUUGUAGUCACCAUUCUAGGCCUAAUAAAGUUUAGAAUCAUGCUCUAGAACCUUCUCUUGGUCACGUGGGCUUCUCCCUGCCUGACAUGGGGUGUUUACAGAUUUGAUCCCGCCCCCUCCCAUGAAACCUGGUGCUGAAUUGUGUAAAAGACCAAGAAGAGCAACUCAUGAUACGUUGUAAUUGAAACGUCUUGAUUCUGCCAUUUGAACUCUUUGAACUCUUGUGUUAUCGCCUAGUCGUGUUCUUUAUCCACACUUCUUUAAAGACUGAAUUUACAAGGGCAAACUGCAAAAACAUCAACCACUACAACCAAACCCGUGUGUGUGUGUGUAUAUUAAAGGUUGAAUGUAAGUACUGUAAACGUCAUGAGGUCUGGGUUCGUCUCCCGGUCUGGACGUCAACGGUUGUUAGUCUGUGUCAGAGGGGUGAAUAGUAACUCCCUCCCCAGGCGGAAAAGGAAACAGGAAGUCCUCAUCCUCACCAGGACUCCCUGGCACAUCUUCUGGGGGCAGCCAUGAAGGAGACAUCACGUCAUUUUUUUUGUAAUCUAUUUUUAUUGAACAAUAAAUGAAUAUUAUAAAAUAAAACCCAGCUUUGUUUUUCUGAGGGAUUUAUCUUUUUUUGUUGCACAAUAGUAGGAAGUCACAGAGUUCAGGCUUUUACUGGAUGUCAACUCUUGUAACACUUCCUGUUUCAGAGGCUUUUCAGAAUGUAACCAGCCCGUUAGGUCAGCAGAGCCCAUUCAACAGCAACCUUUUAGCACAGUUUGCCAGAAUAACAUUCUGCGAUUAAGAUCACAUCAAAUUAAAUGGCUCCGCGUGAAGCAGGAAGAUGAGUGAUAGGCAGAGCUGACUGUGCCUAUACGAGCG
Molecule: messenger RNA, 5942 nt
Organism: Osmerus eperlanus (European smelt)
Lineage: Eukaryota; Metazoa; Chordata; Actinopteri; Osmeriformes; Osmeridae
Gene: ankfn1b
Product: ankyrin repeat and fibronectin type-III domain-containing protein 1
Biological process (GO): regulation of establishment of bipolar cell polarity; signal transduction; establishment of mitotic spindle orientation
Cellular component (GO): spindle
Molecular function (GO): protein binding
Source: RefSeq, a predicted model, not a curated record